Molecule: messenger RNA, 204 nt
Organism: Necator americanus (New World hookworm)
Lineage: Eukaryota; Metazoa; Nematoda; Chromadorea; Rhabditida; Ancylostomatidae
Exons: 3
Coding region: 1-204 (67 amino acids)
Source: RefSeq, a predicted model, not a curated record
AUGGAAUCUAUCCGCACGUGGUUUUCUAGUAUUUCCUCGAUGCCUAUUUAUCGAAUGGACAAAAGACGGAGCUCUGUACCCAAUGAAGCGCUUGAAGAACUGUAUCGACUCCUUCCCGAUGGCACUUUGAAGAGGUCUUUACUAACGCAAGGAUCACAUGCAAAGGUCGUUCUCAUCACUUACACCAUAGCGGUGCAAUUUUAA